This is a messenger RNA of Humulus lupulus (European hop), 1450 nucleotides long. RefSeq names its product oleosin Cor a 15. Gene Ontology annotation, biological process: lipid storage. NCBI's taxonomy places the organism in Eukaryota, Viridiplantae, Streptophyta, Magnoliopsida, Rosales, Cannabaceae. Bases 877 to 1284 code for a protein of 135 amino acids. Gene Ontology annotation, cellular component: membrane; monolayer-surrounded lipid storage body. The transcript has a single exon. The record is from RefSeq and is a predicted model, not a curated record.
AUUGGCUGUUUAUUACUUUGAAACAUGUAUGAAGUUUUAAACGUUGGCUAAUUGCUCUACUACUUCUGACAAGUUGCAUUAAUUAUAGAGCUUGAAAAAGAACACAAAUUUUCUUUGAAGUAUAUUGCCUAACUGGUUCAUUCAGAAUAGACUUACUAACUUUAUUUGUUUUUCUUAUCUUUAUAUGUGGCAUGAAGCUAAUGACAUAUUUGAAUGGUUUGAUAUGAUCUAGUAUUAUGUGAUAGAGCUAGGAUUAGAUAGAUGGUUAUUAUUAUUAACAGAUAAUGGAAUAUUUUGCUUUCAUGGUCAGCUAGCAGAACUCUUCUACAGUUAGCAACUUAGCAUGAAUUACAGUGUGAAGAACGCAAGUUGUAAAGAAUUCUGAGUGUGGUGAUAACUAAAAUUUAUGAUAUAAAAAUUUUAAAGGGGGAAAACUCCAUUGAUACCCAUUUGAGAGAGCACAAAAGUGUGUGUUUCUGGCCUGACAAAGGUCACAAUAUUAUUAUAUUAUUAUCAUGAGAAAGCACAAGUGUUCACCCCAUAGGGAUAUAGCUCAAAUGAUCAUGUGGUCAAGUCUAUUGAAAAAAAAAGUAUAAAAAACUUUUGAGAAUCUAAGAAGAAGAUGAAGAAGAAAAGAGUUUAUUUUACAAGUUUUUUUUUUUGUACUGAAAUAAACUUCUGUCUUGUGUUUGUGCUUUUGUGUUAUGGCUAAGAUUGAGUAAAAACUUACUCAUCCCAAAAUGCUGUCAUCACUUGACACGUAGAAAACUUAGAAAGAAACCACGUAAGGCUCAUAAAGAUAGACAUUGAUUAUCUAUAAGAUCACUUUGACUACUGUAGUGUCACCCACUUUAUUUUUCAAACAUUAUCACAUCAAUGGCGGAUUACUAUCAACCACGAGAGUUGUCAUCAGCCUUCUAUGGCGAUGGAAGUAGUAGUGGUAAACAGCAGCACCAAAUACCCCUCACAACAAUGGUGUUAACUUCUCUAGCCAGCUUAGUGUUUGGAGGGCCUCUUUUGGCAAUGGCAGGGUUCAGUUUCAUGGCAUCAGUGGCAAUUUUCCUUGUGAGCUCACCUCUACUUGUGUUGAUAUUCAGCCCUUUGCUGUUAGGCGCUGGUGCAGUGUUGGUAGCAGCCAUGGCCGGCUUUGGCGCGGCUGCUGUCAUAGGGCUCGGCGCCUUGUCUACUGUCCGGUGGAUUUAUAAGGGAACUCGUGGCCGGGAUACGGCGGAGAGGGUGGGGGAACAUGGUAAGCAGAUGAUGAUAGGGUUGGAGAAUCUUUAACAUGUUACGUGACUGUAUGUGCAUGCAAUUACAUGCAUCUCUCUGUGUUAUGGCUAAGUCCUAAUAAGUAAUUUACAGAAUAAUAAAGAGAGCAUAUAUGUAUAUAUGUAUAUAUGUGUUAUGAUGUUAAUGUUUCAUGACUUUUAAAUCUCAGAUUUUUUAUGGA